Messenger RNA from Insectozyma verbasci, 636 nucleotides. The record is from the annotation of a GenBank genome assembly. Lineage: Eukaryota; Fungi; Ascomycota; Pichiomycetes; Serinales; Debaryomycetaceae.
AUGUCAUCUUGGUUAUUUGGGAAAAAUAGUAGUGAUUCAACUUCAGAUUCAAAUAUUAAACAAACGUUGGGAUUUGAUCCAAAUGAAAUAUCUGAUGUAAAUAAAAUUAUAAGUUCUCCAUCUCCAUCAUCUCAUGCUUCACUUUUACAUCCAUUAGCUGGAUUAGAUAAAGGUGUUGAAUAUUUAGAUUUAGAAGAAGAAAAAUUAAAUACGGUUGAAGGUUCAAAAGGUUUAAUUCCAAGUAGAUCAUGGAGUGAUGAUUUAUGUUAUGGUACUGGUGCUGUAUAUUUGAUUGGAUUAGGAAUUGGAGGAUUAUUUGGUUUACAAGAAGGUAUAAAUACAUUACAACCAAAUCAACCAGGAAAAGUUAAAUUAAAUCAUAUCUUAAAUUCAAUUACUAAAAGAGGUCCAUUUUUAGGUAAUAAUGCUGGUGUUUUAGCUUUAACUUAUAAUAUAAUUGAUAGUUCUAUUGAUGCAUUAAGAGAAAAACAUGAUGAUUUAAAUUCAAUUGUUUCAGGUGCUUUAUCAGGUGCUUUAUUUAAAUCUUCUGCUGGUUUAAAACCAAUGGCUAUAAGUUCAAUUGUAAUGGCGACUGCUGCUGGUUCAUGGUGUGGUAUAAAACGUUUAUUGCAAUAA